AUGACCAUCCCCCGAGUUUUGGUCAUUGCAGGCUCCGACAGCUCUGGUGGAGCUGGGCUUGAAGCAGACCAGAGGGUCCUUACGGCUCAUGGCUGCUAUGGGAUGACAGCCACAACAGCCUUGACGGCUCAGAAUACGCUGGGUGUGCAGGACAUCCACAUCACACCACCGGCCUUUGUGGGCAAGCAGAUCGAUGCUUGUUUAACCGACAUUGCCUGUGAUGCUGUCAAGAUCGGCAUGCUCGGCUCAGCGGAAACCAUCAAGGUGGUCACCGAAGCGCUUCAACGCCACGAGGUUUCCACCAUUAUUGUCGAUCCUGUCAUGGUCUCUACCAGCGGUGCGCAACUGCUGCCGGGCGAUGCCGUGAGGAACCUGCGCGAAAGGCUUCUGCCCAUAUCGACGCUCCUCACGCCCAACAUCCCCGAAGCGACGCUGCUCUUGCGCGACGCCGACGUCCACUACAAGUCCCCCUCCGGUCUGGAUGACCUGAAGACCCUCGCGAAGAUGGUCCAUCAACUGGGGCCAAAGGCCGUGUUGCUCAAGGGUGGCCACAUGCCCCUGACCAAGAACUACGUCAAGGCCACGCGCGACGAAGACAAGGCGUACACGGUCGACAUCCUGUACGACGGCAACGACUACACCGUCAUCGAGUCGCAGUACCUGGCGUCCAAAAACACCCACGGGACGGGCUGCUCGCUGGCCAGCGCCAUCGCGUCCAACCUGGCGCUCGACAAGUCCAAAUCACGGACGGCGUCUCUCGCAAGAGCCACGCGGCUCGCGGUGCAGUACGUGACGACGGGGAUCAAGCUGGCUGACUCGUCGAUAGGCAAGGGCUCGGGCCCGAUCAACCACUUCCACAGCCUCCAGAUCCUGCCCUUCUCGCCGGGCCACUUCAUCGACACGUACCUGCUCACACACCCACGCGUGGCACGCAGCUGGGAGGCGUUCACGCACCACCCGUUCGCGACGGCCAUGGCGCGGGGCACGCUGCCGGAGCGGCUGUUCAAGAACUACCUGGUGCAGGACUACCUGUACCUGACGCACUUUGCGCGGUCGCACGCGCUGGCGGCGUACAAGUCGCAGGGCAUGGCGGCCGUGGCGGCCAGCGCCAACAUCAUCCUCCACAUCCAGCGCGAGAUGGAGCUGCACCUGUCGUACUGCGCCGAGUUUGGCAUCUCGCGCGCGCGCCUCGAGGACCCCUCCCGCACAAAGGAGUCGCCCGCCUGCGUCGCCUACAGCCGCUACUGUCUCGACGUCGGCGCCAGCCAGGACUGGCUCGCCCUGCAGAUGUCCCUGGCGCCGUGUCUGCUCGGCUACGGCGUCACCGCCGCGCGCCUCUACCGCGAGCGCGAGAGCGUCCCCACCGACAAGGGCAACCGCUACUGGAGGUGGGUCGAGAACUACGUCGCCGACGACUACCAGGAGGCUGUGAGGCUUGGGAGGGAACUCAUCGAAACCCACAUCGUCAAGCAAUCGCCCUCGCGCAUCGAGGAGCUGAUCGCCGUCUUCGUCCGGUCCACCGAGAUGGAAGUCCGUUUUUGGGAUUUCGACGCACACCCUGACGACGACGACGACGCCGCCGCCGCCGAUGAAGCAUGA
This is a messenger RNA of Fonsecaea pedrosoi CBS 271.37, 1599 nucleotides long. RefSeq names its product phosphomethylpyrimidine kinase. Gene Ontology annotation, cellular component: cytosol. The transcript is spliced from 5 exons. Gene Ontology annotation, biological process: thiamine biosynthetic process. Gene Ontology annotation, molecular function: hydroxymethylpyrimidine kinase activity; phosphomethylpyrimidine kinase activity. The coding region runs from base 1 to 1599 and encodes 532 amino acids. NCBI's taxonomy places the organism in Eukaryota, Fungi, Ascomycota, Eurotiomycetes, Chaetothyriales, Herpotrichiellaceae. The record is from RefSeq and is a predicted model, not a curated record.